AUUAUAGCAACAUCUUCUAAUAGCUCUACAUCAUCAAAAGAACGUCAAAAGCAACUUAAACUUCAAUCCUUACUUUAUACCGAAGUUGUAGUUGAAACUGGUGAAACUCCUGUUAUAAAUACUAAUUCUGGUUCUGAUUCUGAUGACCUUUCACCUUUACCUAAUACUGAAGUUCCUACAAUUACUAAUCUUGAGUUUACUAAUACCCAAAGUAAUCUAAUUUCUCACUAUGAUAAAACCAAACGUCAUGAUAUAGGUAGAAUGGAUCAGACCUGUCGAUAUUGUAAAGCUAAGUUUUGGAUGAUUAAAAAGAUCAAAAUAGUGGAUGUGCCGCUCCAAAAUUUCCUCUUUGUUGUGCUAAUGGCAAAGUUUGAGUUUCGUAAACAUGCUAGAGGUUAUAACAGUGCCUUAGCUUGUACAUCUUUUGGUGCUAAUGUAGAUAACCAAUUUUUGGGACAUGGCAUAUUAAAUUUUCGAAUUCAUGGUCAAGUUUAUCAUUUAAUUGAAUUAUUAUUACCAAAUGAAGGUUACACACCAGCAUUUGCUCAAAUAUAUAUUUAUGAUACUGCAAAUGAAAUUACAAAUCAUCAUAAUAGUUUACAGAAUAUGUUAGAUAUUUGCAACCCAUAUAUUCAAAAUUUUUGUCAAGUAAGAGAUAUUAUACGUGAUAAUGCAACUACUGAAAUUUCAAUGAUAAUUCAUGGUGAUAGAAAUCAAGAUAUUCGUCAUUAUAAUGCUCUAUCAGCUCCUGAUGUAGCUGCAAUAAUGGUAGGUGAUGGUCAUGAGGUAAAUCCAACAAAUCGGGAUAUUCUUCUUAAAACACGUGAUGGAAAUUUGCAAAAAAUAGCAGAGGUUCAUCCUUCAUAUGAUUUACUUCACUAUGUAUUAUUAUUCCCUAAAGAAAAUCUUCAAGAUGUUGCUAACCGUACUAAAAAUCGUAUAACAACCUUAACAGCUUGGUUUCAGGAGAAUAUGGAAAACCCAAUAGCACGUAUAUAUGCCUAUGUUGAUUUUCCUUCUUAUUAUACUUGGAAUCCUUCACACUACAAAUGGACACCUAGAAAAACAUCAGCAACUAUGAUUGGUCGACUUUAUAUAGUUCAACCUUCAGAAGGUGAAAGAUAUUACUUACGAACUUUACUUAGCUAUGUAAAAGGUGCAACUAGCUUCGAUGAUCUGAAAACUAUAAAUGACUAUAUAUGCAGUAGCUUUAAAGAAGCUUGCUCUUAUCUUGGUCUUCUUCAAGAUGAUACAGAAUGGGAUGCCUGUUUGCUUGAAGCAACUUUUGUACAAACAGGACACCAAUAA
Dentiscutata erythropus is the source of this 1308-nucleotide messenger RNA. Lineage: Eukaryota; Fungi; Glomeromycota; Glomeromycetes; Diversisporales; Gigasporaceae. The record is from the annotation of a GenBank genome assembly.